AUGCGAGGCGCAGAAACAGCAGCAGCAGCGCCCUGUCUUGUGCGGUGGUUGGCAGUUGCGGCGUGCGUGGUCCUCCCAGUCCUCUCUUCGCUGUGUGAGGAGGUGGCCGCUGCCGCAGCUGUGCAUGCGCCGUACCUGUGCGUCCUGCCGCUUGGGGACUCGCUGACGCAGGGGCUGUGGCAGCUGGGCUCGUACCGCAGCUAUCUGCACGAUCUCCUGCUUGCCGAAACUGGCAAGGCCAACGCUCUUAUAGCGGGUCACGGCUUUUUCGGCUCCGAGGACGAACACUGCUACGUGAUGGACCGUACGGUGCGCAACGGUGUUGCUGCGCACCUGCGCCGUGAGGGCGAUCCGACGGCCAGCGGCCGCCCCUCCACGUUCACGAUGCCUCACCAGGGGCAUUGCGGUUGGUCCGCCAGGCACGUGGCAGCAGGCCUUGCGAGUAUAUUCAAUUCCACUGGUAAGGGCUCGUCGCACGGCACGAAACAGGAACGGUACCGAGCAUCCUUUAGGUCGUGUUUAGAAAAGGCGGCGGCGAGGGGGAAGAGUCGUGAGGCGGCACCGCCCGUGCUUGUCGUGGUGACGCUACUCGUUGGGCACAAUGACGCGUUCCACUCCGCGGGUCGCUGCGCCCUGCUGAGGCACAAGCCCACGGUCCACCAGGAGAAGCAGAAAUGCGUGGAGGCUCAAAUGGAGGUGUAUAGGCGAAACAUAGACGAUAUUCUCCAGCUGCUGGAAGAUGAGUACGUCGUACGCCAGAAGCUUCCUUUGUUGGUGCUGUUCGGCCUCAAUCCCCCCACCUACUUCGGUCUGUCUGAUAAGCUGCUCCACCAGCACAUUCGAGCAGAAGCACAGGAAUGGGAGAGGAGGAAGAAGAAGGCUGUUGUGCGUUUGGUGGAGUUUGAGGGCUUUCACGUGGGUCUGACUGUGGACUCAACGCAUCCGGACCGCCACGGGUCGGAACUGCUCGCGCGGUGUUGGAUGAAGUCCCUCCGGGCAUGUCUGCGCUCCGAAGGCUGCGAUGCAGGUGGCGGGGGCAAUGACGACGACGACGGCGACGGCGCCGUCAGGUUUCUCGAGAGCGCAUUCAAUGCUUGGGCCCUGUUGGGGCUCUUGGUUGCCGCAUUGUGCGGAAUGAUGGUGUCGUAUGUUGUGCGGUGGCGGCGGCGGCCUCACCCACGGGACAGGUGGUCCGAGAGGAACUGA
This is a messenger RNA of Trypanosoma grayi, 1206 nucleotides long. RefSeq lists its product as hypothetical. Bases 1 to 1206 code for a protein of 401 amino acids. The record is from RefSeq and is a predicted model, not a curated record. The transcript has a single exon. Lineage: Eukaryota; Euglenozoa; Kinetoplastea; Trypanosomatida; Trypanosomatidae.